Messenger RNA from Schizophyllum commune H4-8, 737 nucleotides. RefSeq lists its product as uncharacterized. The record is from RefSeq and is a predicted model, not a curated record. Gene Ontology annotation, biological process: protein folding; protein peptidyl-prolyl isomerization. The transcript is spliced from 5 exons. NCBI's taxonomy places the organism in Eukaryota, Fungi, Basidiomycota, Agaricomycetes, Agaricales, Schizophyllaceae. Gene Ontology annotation, molecular function: peptidyl-prolyl cis-trans isomerase activity. The coding region runs from base 1 to 597 and encodes 198 amino acids.
AUGUAUUCCUCCUCACGAAGGCAAAGGAUCGAGGCUGACUUCGCCGUCGUACAGGGCGCCCAAUGUCUUCGUACGUGCAUUGAGUACAGCGGAAGUGUACUGAAAACUUAUGCAAGCACCCAGUUUGACGUGACGGUCGACGACAAAGCUGCCGGGCGCAUCACGUUCAAGCUGUACGACGACGUCGUGCCCAAGACGGCGCAGAACUUCCGCGAGCUGGCGACGGGGAAGCACGGCUUUGGCUACGCGGGGAGCAUCUUCCACCGCAUUAUCCCUGCGUUCAUGAUCCAGGGCGGCGACUUCACGAACUUCAACGGCACGGGCGGCAAGUCCAUCUACGGCGCGAAGUUCAAUGACGAGAACUUCAAGAUCAAGCACACGCGCCCUGGUCUGCUUUCCAUGGCGAACGCUGGCCCGAACACCAACGGCUCGCAGUUUUUCAUCACCACUGUGCCUACUCCCUGGCUCGACGGUCGCCACGUCGUCUUCGGCGAGGUCGUUGAGGGCAUGGACGUCGUCAAGGACAUCGAGAGCAAGGGCUCCAACAGCGGCACGCCGCAGGCUCGCGUCGCCAUCAGCGCCAGUGGCGAGGCCUAAGCCCGCCCUCGUUCUGUAGGCGUCGUCGCCAAAAGGCUCGCCAUGUAGUACUUUACCGUGGUGUAAUGACCAGUAAUCACGACUCGCUGCUCUUAGGGUGCGCCUCAACUGAGCAGGUACGCUGAGAGGCUCGAUCUGUG